UUUUUGACCGCAAAUUUGUGGAUUUUGAUGCUAUGUAUGGCUGUUAGGGGUGAAACUAAAGAAAUGAGAUACUUUGGAGGUGUCAAACAACAAAAAGACUAUGAGAAGGUCACUGAUAGACCUAUCAUAGGCAUUCUGACAUGUGAAUUUGAUUAUCUUAAUACUGGAGAGCCAAUUGAAUCUCUGCCAAAUACCUAUAGCGACAUGCUCGAGAGUUUUGGAGCUAGAGCUGUACCUAUAAGCUUUAAAUGGCCAAAAGAAAGAAUUUAUCGAGCUUUAGAUAAAGUCAAUGGAGUUCUUUUCACAGGUGGAGAUAUAGUCCCAUAUGACUUUGAGAGUAAUGAAUUCCACCCAUAUUAUCUCUCCCUGAAGCAUGUGCUGAGAUAUGUAAUAGCAAAGAAUGACCAAGGGGAUUACUUCCCCCUGCUUGGCAUCUGACAAGGCAUUCAGUUCUUAAUGAGAGCAAUUUCAGGAAAUCCUGAAAUUAUCGCAGAUUCACUUAGAUGGGGCCAAAAUGAUACUUUCACUCCUCUUAUGACACCACUUUCUGAGUUUAACAUGCUUGGGAAUCUCGAUAUCCAAGCUUAUGCAAGCAGAAAUGGUGAAGCUGAUGAGAGGAUCGAGUUUAAUUGGCAUCGUUAUGGUAUUUAUCUCUCAGAAUUCUACAAAUCUAAAGAACUAAGGGGAUUUUUCAAUGUGCUUAGUUACGAUGACUACGGAGAUGGUAAACCGAUAGUUUCAACUGUGGAAGCAUUUAAUUAUCCAAUCAUUGCAGUUCAGUACCAUCCGGAGAAGAACUUGUUUGAUUUUUGGAAUCAAAAUAUCCCUCACACACGUAAAGCCCAGCAAUUCACAGAGGAUUUCGCCUUUAUAUUCAUCGAUGAAUGAAAGAAGAACAGCCACAAAUUCAGCUCCUACAAUGAAGAAGUAAGCGCUCUGAUCGGGAACUACAAGAGACACACUGGCGUCUUUGGUCAUGAAGGAGAUAAUCUUUGAGUCGAUUAUUACAGAAUAUCUUAG
Molecule: messenger RNA, 1020 nt
Organism: Moneuplotes crassus
Lineage: Eukaryota; Ciliophora; Spirotrichea; Euplotida; Euplotidae
Source: the annotation of a GenBank genome assembly